This is a messenger RNA of Metopolophium dirhodum (rose-grain aphid), 2494 nucleotides long. Its product is annotated as fork head domain-containing protein FD4-like. Bases 809 to 2002 code for a protein of 397 amino acids. NCBI's taxonomy places the organism in Eukaryota, Metazoa, Arthropoda, Insecta, Hemiptera, Aphididae. The record is from RefSeq and is a predicted model, not a curated record. The transcript is spliced from 3 exons. Gene Ontology annotation, molecular function: RNA polymerase II cis-regulatory region sequence-specific DNA binding; DNA-binding transcription factor activity, RNA polymerase II-specific. Gene Ontology annotation, biological process: regulation of transcription by RNA polymerase II; cell differentiation; anatomical structure morphogenesis.
GUCAGUGUCGAUCGCACGCCGUCGUAACCGCCGCCACCGCCACCGCGUGACUUUUCUGGAAUUUCGCCGCGACGUUCCGUACCGCUAUUUCUGCGCCCCGCGAAAAGCGUCAUUUCUCGGUACACACACACGCACACACAUUAAGGGUAGUAUUAUUAUGAUAUUUUUUCAAUAAUUCGAAUACGAUAUCAAUGUACGAUCUACGUACACCGGAUCUAUACCUACAUACCUAAAAUAAUUUAUAUAUAUAUCGAUAACGUAGUUGUUGGAUAUUAUAAUAAUAAUAAUGUAUAUAGGCACAUCGCGUCCGCGGUUGAAUCGUGCGUGCGCUGCACACUAAUCUAUUAAAAAUAAUAUGUUGACAUGUAAUAUUACAUUGCAUUGCACUCGUACAAUAUUAUAUUGUGGCAUCUGCAAAUUUUAAGUGUAUACGACUGCGGUUAUACAUAAUAAUAACGACGAUGAUAAUAUAUACAUAUAGGUAUACGCGCACAUCAUGAGUAUAGUAUAUGCCUAUAUAUAGAUCAAUAUAAAUGUACGCGACGAGUGCGCCGAAAUUCAAUAUAAUAAUAUAUAUUGCAUAGAGUUACCUAUAUACAACACACGCGCCGCAUUUAUAAAUAUAAUAUACCUAUAUAUAUAUAUAUUGUAAUAUUACAUCAGUGAAUUAUGCGGCGGCCACCGCCGUCGAUGCCUCCGCCGUCAUCGGCGACCAUCGCUACGGCUGUGCGACUCCGACUGCAGUGACGAUCGGCAACCGGCAGCAUUUGAACACUGCGACCGAGACGACGAUGGUCACGUAAUUAGGAUGCCGCGGCCGUGCAGAGAGACGUACGGCGACCAAAAGCCGCCGUACAGUUACAUAUCGCUGACGGCCAUGGCCAUAUGGAGCGCUCCCGAGAAGAAGCUACCGCUGUCUGACAUCUACAAGUUCAUCAGCGACCGGUUCCCAUAUUACCGGAAGAACACCCAAAGGUGGCAGAACUCGCUGCGGCACAAUCUGUCAUUCAACGACUGUUUCAUGAAGAUUCCCCGGCGACCGAACCAGCCGGGUAAAGGGGCGUACUGGACCCUGCACCCGCAUGCCCUAGAUAUGUUCGAGAACGGAUCGUUUCUGCGUCGCCGCAAGAGGUUCAAAUUGCCGGCCGCCGACCGGGCGUUGUUGGAAGCUACGUUCGGCAGGCCGUCGUCGUCAGCCGCCGCCGCCGCCGCUGACUUUGAUACCGAUUCGCAGCCACUGCGCCCAUUGCCGGUCGGACUUCAGCUGCCGCCGCCACUUCCACCCUACCGGAAUAACAAUAUUGUUAUGUCAGCGGACGGAGCGACAUCGCCAAUCGGCACCGAACAGUCGUUGUCACCGCCGUCGAUCCACACAGCCAUCGGCGGCACCACCGCGGCCGUCGCGACCGCCACAUCAAUGGGCAACCACCUGCACCGGCAGCACAAGCCCAAACCGUUCACCAUCGAGAGCAUCAUCGCCCCGGGCGGCGCCUGCAGACGUCACUCAUCCGAUGACGACCAUCAUCACCACGACCGAGACGGCCGCGGUGACGAUGAGGCCGUGCUACCGGAUGUCGCACGGUCGUCGUCGUCGCCUACGCCACCGCCGCCGUCACGGACCGAACGACCUCACCGCCGGUAUCCGCCGCCGGUGAGUCUGCUACCGGGACAACCGCAUCACCUAGCCGACCAUCACCAGCAGCAGUUCCUCCACAACACCCACCAUCACCAUAAUGGCGGCGGCAGCAGCAAUGGAUACGCGGAGUUGUACGCGUACCUAAUCCAACAGCAGUCGUUCGCCGUGGCCACCGCGGCCGCAGCCGCCGCGUCCAGCAUAUUUCCCGGGCCGUCCGCCCCACUGCCGCCGUUCCACUACAUGCCGCACCACCACGUCACCACCGCCGCCGCCGCGGCCGCCGUCUUGCCACCGUUCCCGCAGCUGGCCAACUUUACAAACCUACACGACUGCGGUACGGUUUGGAAACAAUGGUUGGACCAUUAAAUUUUGCGAAGAGGAGACGAGACGAGGCAUGAAACUUAUUUUCCGUGUUGUAUAACUGUUUCAUAUAGACUUUUAAAUGGUAUAUUAUAUCAUGUACAUGUUCAUACUGUUGUAUAUUUUAUUAUAGCAUUUUAAUAUUAAAAUAAAUGUAUACAAUAUAAAACAAAUUAUAGACGAAAAACUUUUAUGAUUAUUUGUGUUUAUAGAAAACAAUAAUAAUAUCGUAGCUUUAAUAAAACAUUAUGAUGUAUAACUUACUAUAGUAUCUAGAUCCUACCUAUAUUGUAUGUCUGUAUAUUAUUAUAGUGCCUAUUGUAUUUUAUGAAUUAAUGUUGUCCGUAGUGUUUUAAUGAUGGUGUAGAUAACUCUGCCAGUUGUUAUUAAUUCUAAAUAACUAUUUAAGAAAAUGUAUUCAAAUAUAAUAAUAAUAUUUUAUAUUAAUAUGUUUUUGCUUCAAUUAUAAAUAAAAUAAAAAAAACAUAAAUAAACAAA